Epinephelus moara (kelp grouper) is the source of this 3705-nucleotide messenger RNA. It is a transcript of the gene nudt19, whose product is annotated as nudix (nucleoside diphosphate linked moiety X)-type motif 19. Gene Ontology annotation, cellular component: mitochondrion. Gene Ontology annotation, molecular function: hydrolase activity, acting on acid anhydrides, in phosphorus-containing anhydrides. Bases 105 to 1286 code for a protein of 393 amino acids. The transcript has 3 exons. NCBI's taxonomy places the organism in Eukaryota, Metazoa, Chordata, Actinopteri, Perciformes, Serranidae. The record is from RefSeq and is a predicted model, not a curated record.
AACAGCAAGCAAAACAAAUGUCGCGAGGCAGGUAGACGGACAGAGGGCUGCACAGUUUCAAAGGCGUUUAGUGGACAUUAAGACUACACUUUGCUAUUUUCAGAAUGAACACCAAUUUGAAGCACUGGAAGGAGGCGGCUACUCUUAUUCUGGUCGCGGGCCACCAGCUGACAGCCGCGUCAGGGUCACCGCUGGGCAGCAGCUACGGACGGUCACACCUGCAGCACAGGACCCACUUUGAUUACGACGUGUUACUGCUGAAACGAAGCGGUAAAAGUGGUUUCAUGCCCAAUGCCUAUGUGUUUCCCGGCGGCAUGGUGGACUCCUCGGACUUUUCUAGUGAGUGGCUGGACAUUUUUAAAGCUUUCAGGAACUCUCCAGACUUUGGACUGAGAGGGGUCACCCAGCCGGUGGACACCAGACCUCCAGUGUACGCCACCGACCGACUGAAACUGGGCUCUGCUAUCUCAGGAGAGGUCGCCUUCCGGAUCUGCGCCUUGAGGGAGACGUUUGAGGAGUCCGGUGUGCUCCUGGUUGUGUCCAAACAGGAGGAGAAAAGGUUGUUAAAAAGCAUAGAGGACAGGGGUGCCACUGAGGAAGUGCUGCAUUGCAAAGUCAACGAUCUGUGCAGUAGUGAGCUCACCAGGUGGAGGGCUCUGGUGAACCAGAACCCCUCCAACUUCAUCAGGAUGUGCAGAGAGUUGGAGGUGCUGCCAAACAUCUGGGCUUUACAUGAGUGGAGCAACUGGCUGACUCCCAAAAGGAAAUUCACUACGAGGUUUGAUACAGCUUUCUUCAUCUGCUGCCUGCAGGAGAUCCCAGAGACACUCCAGGAUGAGAAGGAGAUAGAGCACUUUCAGUGGUCCACACCCUCAGAGGUUAUCCAGAGCUACCGGGCACGGGAGUUGUGGAUCGCCCCUCCGCAGUACUAUGAGCUCAGCCGCUUGUGCCGCAUCCCUUUGCUGAAGGACCUCCACAACUUCUCCAGCCAGCGUGCCACAGAGGGCUGCGAACAGUGGCUGCCUCUUGCCGUCCUUAAAGAUGAUGGCUACAUAUCACUGCUGCCAGGUGACAGUCACUACCGGUUGGAUGCGUCAGGAGAGGCCGUGGUGAAUCCCGACACAGACUGUCCGCUGGAGGAGCCUCAAGAUGAUUCUGCACUGCACCGCUUUGUGAGCUCAGAUCUAUACACUUUAAGUCUACAAGUAACCAUCACGCCGAAGUACAAUCAACUGGUUCCUGUUGAAGACAAAACCUUCCUGCAUAACUCAAAAAGUCAGCUUUGACUUGCCCUACCAGCUGUACGAGCCCUACAGCUCCUCUGUGCACUUGUAAUGAAGCAAGACAAGUUUACUGUUCUGAUAGUAUCAGAGGGGCCUUUGUCACAGCACAUAUUUCAACUUGUCACUGUGGGAAAAGGACAGAUGUUACAACAGUAACGAUGGCUGUCUUCUAAUUAUGUGUCUUACCACAAUGUCACAGUCAUUCAUCCAGGAAGCACAGAUGGAGGGCUGGGUAUUGGUACUCAGUGCUUUUCCAGUCAAAUGAUACCUGCAUUCAAUCCCUUUUGUAUCCAGAUCUAGAAAAAAAUGACUGUUUUUAUAUUAAUCACAGCCAAUCAGUGUUCCUCAACUUUAAUGUGACAUGUGAUUUGCCCUGUACCACAGCAGACACAACCCAUACAACCUGUGAUGUGGUGAAGUCAAGCGCGAUGGCAGUGAUGCCUCCAAAACAUUCAAAAGUAUGGCUAUAACCUACUACAUGCCUGUAGUAGAAAAAAAUACAUCAAAUAAGUAUUCUGUUAGCAUCAUUAUUACUUUAAGGGUACUGAUAUUGUUACUGGUAUUGUACUUUUUUGAUGCUAUACCCAGCCCUAGCUGGAAACUUGUGCCCUGUUUCCACCAAACACAGUAUGGUACCUUUGGAACCAAAAGUAACCCUUCAGACAUGGUACCUAGACCCUAGUGUUCCCACCACAAACAGUACUCUUAAAUGUCACUCUUAAAUGGGGUUGUUGUCACCCACUGCUCCGUCUAGCACUUGCUGUAUUUCCUCAUCACCGAUGACACAGAGGAAAGUCAGCACCUCGUUUAUCGUCCAAAGAACAGGGUUGCAUGCCGACAUUUUCAGAACAAAAUAGAACAGGCUGCAGUGACAGUCUCUCUCAAUGGGAUAUUUAAAAAUAGUGGGUUUGUGCUUUGUCCUUCUCAGGCAAGCUCAGGGGUUUAGUGUUGCCAGAGCCCACAGGAACAACACUCGGUGAAACUUUCUUUUUACUCCCAAGUGAGGAUUGGGAUAUACGCAGUUAAUGUAAUCCAGCCAAAAUUAAUAUAUGCAAAUGCUUGAAGAUCCACUCAUUACUAAAAGUGUAUGUCGUAUAAAAACUAAAAUAAUGGUCAAAGUUGUCACAUUGCAGUUUAAGGUGUGCUGAUGGAUUCACGUCACCAGCUCAUGCAUUGAGUAUCAUAACAAGUAAACAUUCCACCUUAAAAGUCGCCGGCAGUUAGCCCAGUGAAUUAAGUUAUUUUUUUCAGCAACUUUUCAGCUGCUGCCAGAGGCAGCAAAACAUCCUUUCAUUUUAUAGUUACAGUUUACUAAUAUAUGUAAAACUCUCCACAGUAUGAACAGUGGUUAAACGAGCCUCAAAACCAGCCACAACUCAGCCCUGAGCAGAGUGACUGUCCGCUAUUGACCAAUCAACGGACUGUAGUGUUCACAGCUCCACCUUUUAGUACCAGAUCUGUGUGCUAGGUACCCCAACAGAGGGGGGACCAAAUAUGGGGACGGUACAGAACGGUUCCAUUGGUACCAUCCACAACUUUUCACAGUGGAAAUGGAAAAAAAGCGUACCGAACUGAACCGUACCGUACUGCUCGGUAGAAACAGGGCUUUGGUGAAGCAGUGACUACUCGCAGGGCUAGUUAGUGAACUGGUGUAGCUUGUGAGCGUUUUAAUGCCGAUAUUGGCUGAUACCUAUGACGUGCUGAUAUUAUCGUGCAUCCCUACUCUACUGUUCCGUUUACUUCCCCCUGGCAUGUUUACCUUUGUGCGCCAGUAUGUUCAGCCACAACAUAUUGAAGCGGGAACAUUCAGCUCUCCAUGCUCUGAGCUCUUUUACUGUGACAUGUCAAGAUGUCCUCAGUGGUGAAAGGUUUGUUGUGUCCUUAACAGUGACAAACCUUGAUUUAUUUUCUCUGAGGAAUACCCCUGGUUGUAACCGUACUAUAUUAAUGACUGUUAAGCUGCUAUUUUUUCUCUUCCGUAUGACUCUUCUUCCAUUAUAUCACAGUUGUUGCCAUCAGAUCAGAAGACAACUGUCUCUCCACCAGCCUCAUCACUUGUUUAUUUUUAAUAUAACAAAUGUGUAAAUGACGAAAAAGAAGUGAUUACUAAUGGCCUUAUCGUACAAAUGUUUUACUCAGAGUAAUUUCUGUUUGCAGCACAUGUAAAAUGAAGUGUUAGUCAUCAGACUUGAAAUGAUUCAGGCGCCAUUUUUUUUUAGUGUAAGAUGCUGGGUUUGUUUUAUUAACGGGGCCUGUUCUAUUACAAUAUGCUGAUUACAACACGUGACAGUGAAAUCUGAUUUUGUCAUAUUUGUUUAUUGUGUUAAUGCUGUUGUCGGGGGGGGUGGAUAACAAGAUGACCACUUGUGUGAUGAAAUUUUUAAGAAUCAUGUUCUAUGGAAAUAAAUAGGUUUCUCAAGGA